Molecule: messenger RNA, 7548 nt
Organism: Eublepharis macularius
Lineage: Eukaryota; Metazoa; Chordata; Lepidosauria; Squamata; Eublepharidae
Gene: COL7A1
Product: collagen type VII alpha 1 chain
Molecular function (GO): protein binding
Source: RefSeq, a predicted model, not a curated record
AUGGGACCAAACGCUGCAACGCGAAACGAAACGGAUGGCCGAAUGAGAGGGGAGAUGCUGUUCUUCGCUGCUCUCCAUGCCAUGCUUUUUGCUUCAGCUCAAGUUAAGGCUCAGAAAAGAGAGAGAGUGAUCUGCACCAACGUCUAUGCAGCUGAUGUUGUCUUUCUGGUGGAUGGAUCAUCCAGCAUCGGAAGGGCCAACUUCCGCAUGGUCCAAGCCUUCAUGGAGGGGCUGAUUGUGCCUUUUGUCAAUGUGGUGGGGGAAAAUGGGGUGCGUUUUGGACUUGUGCAGUACAGUGAUGACCCCAGGAUUGAGUUUACAUUUUCCAAGUACCUCAAUGGAACAGAGGUGAUGAAUGCUGUCAGAGAGCUGAGCUACAAGGGCGGGAACACACGCACAGGUGCAGGCCUUCGUUAUGUAGCAGAUAAUUUCUUUGGAGCCACUCAGAUCCGGCCCAGUAUUCCAAAGAUUUGUAUCCUCAUCACAGAUGGCAAAUCUCAGGAUAAUGUUGAGCAAGCAGUGAUGAAACUGAAGAGUCAAGGUGUUAAAGUCUUUGCUGUGGGCAUCAAGAAUGCAGACACCAAAGAGCUCACCAAGGUGGCCUCCACACCCACUGAUGAUUACUUCUUCUUUGUCUCCGAUUUUAAAAUCCUGAGAACUCUGCUACCUCUAAUGUCACGGAAGGUGUGUGCCAGCACAGGGGGCACCCUACAGACAAUAGAUACACAGGCAUACAGUGGCCCUACAAAUCUGGUCUUUGUAGACCAGGGGACAAACAUGCUGAGGAUCCGCUGGACUGCUGCUGGGGGUCCCGUAACAGGCUAUAAAGUCCAGUAUGUGUCUCUCACAGGCUUGGGGCAACCAAUAACAGCAGAGAGGCAGGAGAUUAGUUUGAGUGCUGGUGAGACAAGUGCUGUGCUCCGUGGUUUGAGAGGAGAGACGGAAUACCUGGUCACCGUUAUUGCUCAGUAUGCCAACAGCCUUGGAGAAUCGGUCUCUGGCAAAGGACGUACUCAGAUCUUGUCUGGAGUGACAAACUUUCGAGUGUUGGAAGCCGGCCCAUCAUUCCUUAGACUGGCCUGGGCAGCUGGCCCAAGUGCCAUACAGGGCUACAGGCUCACUUUUAUGGCCAGAGGUGAAACUCAGGCUGAGGAAAUGAGGUUGGAGUCUAGUGCUACAUCUGUCCUGCUCAGCAACCUUCGCCCUAACACUGACUAUGUUAUCACACUCUACCCCAUCUAUCCACAUCAGACAAUAGCGCCUUCUGUGAUUACUGGCCAAACAUUGAGUUUGGCAGGAGUGCAACAUCUGUCUGCUCGGAACAUUUCCUCCCAGAGCAUGUUUCUGUCUUGGCAGGGUGUGAAUGGAGCUACUGCAUAUCGUGUAACCUGGGGAGUUCUCUCAGGUCAGGAUAUUCAGAGUGCUGAUGUGGAUUCAAGCAAGAAUUCCUACUUAGUGACUGGAUUGCAACCUAACACUGAGUACCUGGUGACUGUUGCUCCAAUUUAUGGACAGCUGGAAGGACCCAAAGCCUCCAUUAGGAAGAGAACUGACAUAAUUCAGACACUGCAGACUAUCGCUGUAGGUCCAACGUCUAUCCGGUUGACCUGGAACAUCAUCCCCAGUGCCCGGGGUUAUCGGCUAGAGUGGAGAAAAGCAAUAGGUGCGGAUACACCUAAGACUGUUUCCCUAUCCACCCAUGAGAACAGUUAUACUCUGACAGGCCUGCAGCCAGGAACAGCAUAUCACAUAACCCUCUAUACCUUGUAUGAUGGCAAGGAAGUAGCCACCCCAGUUACCAUUUCUGAGACUGAAGUGGAGCCAUCAGUGGGCAGCAUCUCUGAUUUAAGAAUCGCUGAGACCUUAGGAAACAGAGUCCGAAUGGCUUGGACAGGUGUUCCUGGGGCUACGGGGUAUAAGAUUGUGCUUCGAAACACCCAAGAUGGCACAGAGAAGAGUCGACAAAUUUCAGGUUCCCAGACCACAGUGGACCUGGGUGAUCUGAAAGAGGAAAUCAUCUAUGUUGUCCGUGUGUCAGCUCUUAUUGGCAGCCGUGAGGGUAGUGCUGUUCCUUUCAACAUCCGACUUCGGCCAACACUUGUAAGCAGCGUCUCAAACCUGCGUGCGGUGCCAGCUGGGUUGGGUCGCAUUCGACUUGUGUGGACACCUAUCCCCAGGGUUACAGCUUAUAAGAUGGUGAUUAUCAACACCCAAGAUGGCUCUGAGGAGACUAAACAAAUCCCUGGUGAUCGGGGUUUCAUUGAACUGCAGGAUCUGAAGGAUGGAGUCAGAUACUUGGUGCAAAUAACAACGCUGAUGGGCAGCCAGGAGAGCACCCCUGCCACUAUUACUUUUCAAAUGGAACACCCAUCUGUGGGCAGCAUCACCAACCUAAAGACAACUGCAGCUGGGCCCAACCAGCUGCGGAUCACAUGGAAUGGUGUUGCUGGGGCUACUGGCUAUAAGGUGACAUGGCGACUGAGGGAUGGUCAAGAGAUCUCUCGGAUACUGCCAGCUGAUGUAAACUCCUACGCUAUUGAGGGCUUGAAGGCGGGGUCAGUCUAUGUUAUUGGAGUCUCAGCCUUGGUUGGAAGCAGAGAAGGAAGUCAGGUCACCACCACGGCUACAACAGCCCCUGAUCAAGUGGGAACUGUUUCCAGUCUCAAGGUCCUUGAGUCCAGGAGCAAUGUGGUGCGAGUCACAUGGGUUGGUGUGCCUGGAGUUACCGCAUACAGAGUGAUGUGGAGCCGGAGCGAUGGUGGCGGUGAAAACAGCAAAUUGGUCUCAGGAAGCGCCAAUUCCUUUGACAUCCUUAACUUGGAAGGAGGAGUAAGCUACAUAGUUAAAGUCACAGCACUGAUUGGCAACCGUGAAGGAGAUCCUGUGUCUAUCACUGUCACCACACCAAGUGUUCCAGCUCAACCAGUUGGGAAUCUGCAUGUGACUGACACAUCAGAAAAGCGCAUCCAGCUAUCAUGGAGUCCAGCACCUGGUAGCACAGGCUAUCGACUCACCUGGCGGUUAGCAGGUGGUGGACCAGAGAAGAGCCAGCUGCUGCCAGCCCACAUCAAUGCCUAUGAAAUUGAAGACUUACAGCCAGGAGGACGUUAUGAAGUCCACAUCACCAGCUUGACGGGCAGUCAGGAGAGUGAAGCUGUGGCUAUUGUUGCCAGCACUGCACCUUUGGGCCGUGUGACUAAUUUUCGGGUGUCAGAGACUCAAAAAGAUUCUGUGACUUUGACGUGGAGUCCAGUUUCUGGUGCCACUAAUUACCUUCUGACAUGGAAGGCUUCAAGAGGUGGAGGAGAUGCACAAAGAACACUGCCUGGAUCAGCAACGUCACACCGAGUGUCUGGGUUACGGCUGGGUGAGAGAUACACCUUUACCAUUCGCCCAGUUUUUGGCAGCAUCACAGGGGCUGAGACUUCAGUUACUGAGCAGACAGUUUGCCACGAUGCCCACAGUGAUAUAGCUUUUCUCAUACAUGCGACUCGAGACAAUGCCUACAAUGCAGAGGCUAUGCGGAGCUUCCUCUCCAAUAUGGUAUCUGCUCUGGGACAACUGGGUCCUAGUGCCACUCAGGUGGGUCUUCUCAUUUACAGCUACCGCAGCCUUCCAUUACUCCUGUUCAAUCGCUCUAGUGAUGUUGCAACAGUCCUGCAACACAUCCACACACUGCGCUAUGAGGAGCCUAGUGGCAAUGCUAUUGGAGCUGCCAUCAAUUUUGCCAAGAACUAUAUCAUGAGUCACAGUGCAGGCCGUAGACUUGGUGUGCCAGGAGUUCUGGUAAUAUUGGCAGAUGGACCAUCAAGUGAUGAAGCCAUUGAGCAGGCCAGGGAGAUAAAGGCAGCAGGGAUUCACGUACUUGCAGUGGGCAUGGAUGGGGCUGAUCGUGAGCAGUUGCGCCGUCUGGUAACCAAUGAAGACCCACGCCAUGUUUUUUUUGUGAGGGACUCAAGCACUCUGUCGGAGCUGGAAGAGGCGCUUGCCAGUGCCCUCUGUCGGGCUCAAAUCACAGAUGGGCCUAGACCAGAACCUUGUGUAGUGCACUGUCCCAAGGGUGAAAAGGGGGAACCUGGUGAGAUUGGGCGGAAAGGACGCAUGGGACUUCCUGGCCCUUCUGGAGAGCCGGGACGCAAUGGGAUCCCAGGCCCUCCAGGACCAGUGGGACCUCGGGGUCCACCAGGUGAUGUCAUUGGAAGGCUGGGUGAGAAGGGAGACAUGGGAUUUCCAGGAAUAGAUGGUAUGCCAGGGAAUCCUGGCCGUCCUGGUAAUCCUGGUUCUCCUGGCCAACCAGGCAGCCCUGGCCUUUCUGGUCUCAAGGGAAACCCUGGGGAUCGUGGCCUAAUUGGUCCAGUGGGACCAAGGGGAGAGAAAGGUGAGCCGGGGCAGCCUGGAGUGGUAAGCGGAGGAGGUGGACUUCCUGGCCGGAAGGGAGAACCUGGCAACCCGGGAAAUCCUGGAAGUCCUGGAGCCAGGGGACCAGUUGGUGAUCCUGGAUCUCCUGGACUUCGUGGACCUUCUGGGCCACCAGGACCUGCUGGUGAUUUUGUUAAGGGAGAUAAGGGCGACCGAGGUGAACGAGGCCCUCCGGGAAAUGGUGAUGGAGUAGUACUCAGAGGAGAACCAGGUAUCCCAGGUGUACCUGGUGAUCCUGGACCCAGAGGACCUCCUGGGCUUCCAGGACAGAAGGGAGACAAGGGGGAUGGAGAAGAAGGUUUUCCUGGACCACCUGGCCGCCCAGGAGACCCAGGAGAUCGGGGCCCUAGAGGACCUCAAGGUGAACAAGGAAGCAAGGGAGACCGUGGACAGCCUGGUGAGGUUGGACCAUCAGGAGAGAAGGGAGAACGUGGAUCACCUGGCCCUGAAGGCGAGAAGGGAGAGCAAGGACCUUCAGGCCGUUCUGGUCCUCCUGGUAGAGAUGGCUUGCCAGGACCACCUGGUUCCCGAGGACAAAGGGGAGAGCCUGGUGAACCUGGAACUCCAGCUUCCAGCAUCUCUGGAAUUAAAGGGGACAAGGGGGAGAGAGGUCCUGUCGGACCAGAGGGACCACCUGGAUCCAGAGGAGAGCCUGGAAGCAAAGGAGAACGUGGGUCUCCUGGAUUAAGUCUCCCUGGCAUACUUGGACCAAAAGGAGAACAAGGGGACAGAGGGGUUGUUGGCCUCACUGGAAAAACUGGACCAAAGGGUGACCCUGGAGAACCAGGUGAGAGAGGAGAGCCAGGGAGAGCAGGGCCUCCUGGACCAGGUGGCCUGCGAGGGAAAGAGGGUGAAAAAGGUGACAAAGGUGAAGAAGGGAUCUUGGGUGAGCCAGGUCCACCUGGCAAACUUGGAGAAAGAGGUCCAAGGGGUCUGCCAGGAAACCGAGGGCUCCUUGGUGAGAAGGGGGACCAGGGGGAUCCUGGUGAAGAUGGAAGAAAUGGUAGCCCUGGAGCUCCAGGCACUAAGGGUGAACGAGGGGAUCCGGGGCUGCCAGGACCACCAGGCCAGACAGUCAGUGUAGGAGCUGGAGUAGGAGGACAGAAAGGCGAGAAGGGAGACCCAGGAGACCCUGGAGAGGAUGGGAUGAAAGGCGUAAGAGGAGAAACUGGGUUACCUGGCCCAGCUGGAGAACGGGGAAUUGAAGGUCCUAGAGGUCCCCCUGGUGUUCGUGGUGACCCUGGAGAUCGAGGCCCUGUGGGAGAAAAGGGUGAUCGAGGUCCUCCAGGACUGGAUGGUCGGAAUGGAAUAGAUGGAAAGCCUGGGCAAAUUGGGCCUGCAGGACAAAGGGGUGACCCAGGAAAACAGGGUGACCCAGGCAGAGAUGGACUUCCUGGUCUGCGUGGUGAACAGGGUCCUCUUGGAGCACUCGGCCUGCCAGGGCCUACAGGGUUGCCUGGAAAGCCUGGUGAUGAUGGCAAACCUGGACUGAAUGGGAAAAAUGGUGAAGAUGGAACACCAGGAGAAGAUGGCAGGAAGGGGGAUAAAGGUGAAGCUGGAGACCCUGGCAGAGAUGGUCGGGAAGGUAUUAAAGGAGAACGAGGGAGCAAUGGGCCCCCAGGGCCUGUAGGAUCACCAGGUGUUCCUGGUGUGCCUGGUCAAGUGGGUCCACCAGGCCAGGGCAUGCCCGGUCUCCCUGGAAUGUCAGGACAAAAGGGGGAUAGAGGGGAGACUGGAUCCAAAGGAGAGCAGGGGAGACCUGGAGAGCCUGGACCACGAGGUGAACCUGGGACCAUACCAAAUGUUGAACGUGCCCUGGAAACCUAUGGUAUUAAGAUUUCCUUAUUGCGAGAGAUCACAGGUGCCUAUGAUGGGAGUGCUGAUCAAUUCUUGCCUGUCCCUGAUCGCCUAAGGGGCCUGAAAGGUAACAAAGGAGAUCCAGGAGAAAGGGGGCCACCAGGCAAAGAGGGUGUCAUUGGAUUUCCUGGAGAGAGAGGGUCAAAAGGAGAUAAAGGAGAACAAGGUCCAUCCGGUCCACAAGGUCCAAUAGGACGAGCCAUUGGAGAGCGAGGACUAGAAGGGCCACCUGGUCAACCAGGAGAGCCUGGGAAACCUGGGAUUCCAGGGGUACCAGGACGGGCUGGAGAACUUGGAGAAGCUGGGAGACCUGGAGAAAAGGGUGAUCGGGGUGAGAAAGGUGAUCGAGGAGAGCAGGGUAGAGAUGGCUUACAAGGCCCUCCAGGGCCCCCAGGGCCCAAGAUAGAUACAACAGAGGGGAUCCUCUCAGGGCUUCCAGGAGAACGAGGACCUGCAGGACCUAAGGGAAGCAAGGGAGAACCAGGAGAAGAUGGCGAGAGAGGCUCUAGAGGCGAUAAGGGUGAAGCAGGACAGAAAGGAGAGAAAGGAGACGCUGGUGAAAAAGGCAGAGAUGGCAGUCCUGGCUUUCCAGGAGAAAGAGGUCUUCCUGGUUCAGAAGGGAAACCGGGACAACAAGGUUUUAGAGGGCCAUCUGGCCCAGCUGGUAAUCAAGGAGAACCUGGACCCUCAGGCCCUCCUGGUCCUAUUGGUCCUCCAGGAACUCAAGGUCCACCAGGAAUAAAGGGAGACGCAGGACAACCUGGUUCUAGCAUCAGGGGGCUUCCAGGUCCCCAAGGGAAUGUUGGACUCCCGGGACCACUAGGUCUGCCUGGCCUUAUGGGACCUCCAGGGCCUCCAGGAUUACCAGGACAAGUGGGUGAAUCAGGGAAGCCAGGUGUACCAGGGAGAGAUGGAGUCCCAGGGAAAGAAGGGGAACCUGGACUUCCAGGGAAAAUGGGUAUGCCAGGACCUCUGGGAUCUACUGGUCAAAGGAGAACCUGGGGAUGCAGGGUGUUGUGGGACCUCCUGGAGUGAAAGGCGAAAAGGGAGAACCAGGAGAUUUUGAUGGGGAACUAUUGGGGAAGCCGGGUUCCAAAGGAGAUAGAGGUCUACCAGGCCCCAGAGGAGAGAAGGGCGAACCUGGGGAUCAGGGGGAACCUGGAGAUCCUGGAGAGGAUGGAGCCAAAGGAUCACCUGGGAUGAAAGGAGAAAAGGGUUCACAUGGGGUUGGCAUACAAGGACCUCCAGGGCAGACUGGGCCUUCAGGCUUGA